Molecule: messenger RNA, 1685 nt
Organism: Penaeus indicus
Lineage: Eukaryota; Metazoa; Arthropoda; Malacostraca; Decapoda; Penaeidae
Exons: 5
Coding region: 292-1281 (329 amino acids)
Biological process (GO): G protein-coupled receptor signaling pathway
Cellular component (GO): membrane
Molecular function (GO): G protein-coupled receptor activity
Source: RefSeq, a predicted model, not a curated record
GAGAGGAAAGGGCACGCACCACCAGUCCUUACGCCAUAGUCCCGCGCGUGUCUUACCCCGACCACUUCUCCGUAUCAAUCAAGUCCUCAGUCCUCUACCUACAAAAUGAGACCUACUUAGUUUUCCGUUACUAAGCUCCAUAUUAUUAGUCUCUUAAGUUACUAAGUUUCCUAAUAUUCCAUACCUGGUUCGGGCCUCCUUGAAACGCGCUUCGGACUGAACCACAGCGAGUUUUAUUUUUUGCUUAAAAGUGCGUGCGUGAGUGUAUUUGCCGUGUGAAGUCGCUUCAAGAUGUUGCACUGCGGUUACUCUUUCCCUCUUCUCGUGUAUUCUGCCGUUCACACAUACAUCGUCCUCCUCGUUGGAACUUUUACGAACGGCGUGGCCCUUUGGAGUAUAGUCACUUGCAAGAAGACGAGGACCUCUAUGAAGAUCUUGCUGGUGCCUGUCUUCCUGUCCCCACUCGUGAACAACCUGGUGUGUCGACCGAUGGAGGCAGAACUGAUCUUGGGUCUGACUGUUUGUAACAAAAAUCAACUGUCGAACCAAGCCAAAACGGCGUAUUUCUUCAUCUAUGUCUUCCUCACUUAUUUGGAAUUCAUGGUCAUAGCCGCAGUGUCGGUGUUCAGGGCUGCAGCUGUGUGGGCCUCAAACGCGUAUGAUCUUAGCAAAGGCUUAGCUAAAACUGUGGUUGUGGGGAUAACCAUCUACACUCUCCUGGUUCCCACUAUCGCGUUCUUCGUGAUUUCGGAACCUCGUAUUCGGGCAAUCAUACUCAUCAUCAACUGUAUCAUACCCAUUCUUACCACUAUGGCAUGUUAUAUUGCCAUGAUCUUUGCGGUGAGACGCAACAGACAGCGGUUGACCGAAGUCCAGUCCCGAUCCUCCCAGAAGAUCAUAGACAACGCCACCCGAGCCAUGAUCGCUGUCUUCGUUUCCAACCUCGUCUUUGGCCUUCCCUUCUGCAUCUCCCAGCUCCUGCGCCGUAAUAUCCCGCGAAUGUUUCUGAACUUCAUCUACGUCAUUUACAACACCCACCUGAUGGUCGACCCUCUGGUGUUCAUCUUCUUCAACUAUAGCCAUCGCCGGCGGGUGUGCCAUCGGAUUCGAACGGGUUGGACGUGGGCGACGGAGUUGUUCAGCGUGUCCAGAACGAAGACCGACACCGACUUGGACACCGAGCAGAGGACUGACUCAUGCGAAAAGUCGGGCAGCUCCUCAGUCGAGGUCAGAAGCAACACACCGGAACACUUAUCUUCGCAAAAUGAAGUUCGUGUUUGACAGCGUGUGAACUGAACUGAAAAAAAGGAACAACGAAAAUGAUUGUCUAGAAGUGGAUGUGUCUUUUUCAGGAAAAUCGUAAUCAUAAUAUAAUUAAAUUGUAUAUAUUUUGCAUAGCAGCAGCUAUGUGUUUUGUUUUCUGUAAAAAGUCACAUACGUCACUUAUUUAUAGGCUUCAUCUGCAGCGCCAAAGACUUGCAAUUAUUUCAAGUCUUGCGGGUGAGGCAUCGGCGCUGCCAAACGUACGAAAACCCAUCGGGUCAAAGUGUUCCACCACAUGGAACGUCCCGUGGCACGACGGUUUCUUUACAUGUAUAAAAAAAUAGUAUGAUUAUAAUGGCAAUUGAGAAUGAUAUACACCUAAUUCAAUAAUAUUCAUAUUACUGACCAUUGUAAAUGGUAAA